GUCUUUUAGCUUGAAGCCCACAAACCUGAACCCUAAGCCAAAAAAUUCACAGGCAAAAAUUACUCGUCAAGCAACUACCCCGAAUUUUUGUGAGGAACUACAACUUGAUCGAUCUGGCCGUCGACCAACUUUCCCUCUUCAACCUUCGUAACCCGCACAUUCAAUUCUUCGUCAAUCGUCAUCACUCCGACAAACCUUCAAGAUGGCUGUCCCAGGAACCCAAAUUUCCAAGCGCAGAAAGUUCGUCGCUGACGGUGUCUUCUAUGCCGAGCUGAACGAGUUCUUCCAGCGCGAGCUGGCUGAGGAGGGUUACUCCGGCGUCGAAGUUCGCGUCACCCCCACCGUGACCGACAUCAUCAUCCGCGCCACCCACACUCAGGAGGUUCUCGGCGAGCAGGGUCGCCGCAUCCGAGAGCUCACUUCCCUCAUUCAGAAGCGAUUCAAGUUCCCCGAGAACUCCGUCUCCCUCUACGCCGCCAAGGUCCAGAACCGUGGUCUCUCCGCCGUCGCCCAGUGCGAGUCUCUGCGCUACAAGCUUCUCAACGGCCUUGCUGUCCGUCGUGCCUGCUACGGUGUCCUUCGCUUUAUUAUGGAGUCGGGUGCCAAGGGUUGCGAGGUCGUCGUCUCCGGUAAGCUGCGCGCCGCUCGUGCCAAGUCCAUGAAGUUCACCGAUGGCUUCAUGAUCCACUCCGGUCAGCCCGCCCGCGACUUCAUCGACAGCGCCACCCGUCACGUUCUACUCCGCCAGGGUGUGCUCGGAAUCAAGGUCAAGAUUAUGCGCGGUUCCGACCCCGAGGGCAAGGCCGGCCCCUCCAAGUCUCUUCCUGACGCCGUCACCAUCAUCGAGCCCAAGGAAGAGUCCAGCAUCGUGACUCCCAUGAGCCAAGAUUACGGCGCUAAGGCAGCCCAGAUCCAGGCCCAAGCCGAGGCAGCUCGCGCCGCCGAGGAAGGUGGCGAGGAAGCCGCCCCCGCGGAGGAAUAGAUUUGAGCAGUCGGUGCUGGACUCCUCAAACCAAUCUGGUAAAUUCUGGUAUUGAACACGGUUAAAGGCGAGAGAUGAACACUGUGACGAAGGGACGUGGUUUUUUUUGCUCUUACGAAUGACUCUACGAGGGCAAAGAAAAGGGAAGAUUACUUCGGCGUACUUUGAUCAUCAUUUGCAUUGCAGGGACGGGAAACACAAACCGAUGGGUUGCGAUUCUUCUAGGUCGGCCGACGCGAUGUUGAGCUGGACUAUGCUACGAUAAUAGCAAAUCGUUACACGAAUUUCCGAGAUUUCUUGUGACUUGAUUUCAUGAUGUGCUAGUGAUAUGCUUCGAUUGGCAAACGUGGAAUACUUGCUUAUAGGGGAUUAUUCAACUUCUUGGCUUCUCUGACAUCCUGACUAGGUAAGUAGAAGGUGAAUGUUGGUGAUAAUUACCAUCUUUGUAACAGCGAUAUAAAAUCUACAUAUGUCGAUAUAAUAGAGGUAUCCGAGUUAUUAAGAUAAAUUACAUUCCUUUCCCG
This is a messenger RNA of Annulohypoxylon maeteangense, 1506 nucleotides long. RefSeq names its product ribosomal protein S3. Gene Ontology annotation, molecular function: structural constituent of ribosome; RNA binding. The transcript has 2 exons. Lineage: Eukaryota; Fungi; Ascomycota; Sordariomycetes; Xylariales; Hypoxylaceae. The record is from RefSeq and is a predicted model, not a curated record. Gene Ontology annotation, cellular component: nucleus; cytosolic small ribosomal subunit. Bases 203 to 982 code for a protein of 259 amino acids. Gene Ontology annotation, biological process: translation.